Molecule: messenger RNA, 1816 nt
Organism: Leptinotarsa decemlineata (Colorado potato beetle)
Lineage: Eukaryota; Metazoa; Arthropoda; Insecta; Coleoptera; Chrysomelidae
Gene: polo
Product: Serine/threonine-protein kinase polo
Biological process (GO): mitotic spindle organization; protein phosphorylation
Cellular component (GO): nucleus; spindle pole; kinetochore
Molecular function (GO): protein serine/threonine kinase activity; protein binding; ATP binding
Source: RefSeq, a predicted model, not a curated record
UACCGAUCGUUCACAGUUAGUUAUGAUCAACCAAUGAGCGUUAGCUUUUUUUGAAACUUUUUCAACUGCCACUUUGUGGAAAAGACUUCUUUCAUAAACGACAUAAAUUCUGUCUCAGACAAAUACUUGCUCAAGAGUUUAAAAAUAUUCAAAUUAGUGUAGAUUUAGUUAGUGAUAUCUAGUGAAAAUGUCUAAAGAAGAUGAUGCAGCAACGCAAAUUAUUCCAGAUAAAAUUUUUGACACCCAUACCAGAACUGAGUACAAAAAAGGACGUUUCUUCGGCAAGGGGGGCUUUGCAAAAUGUUACGAGAUUACAAACGUUCAUAAUAAUUUGUCCUAUGCUGGAAAAAUCGUAUCUAAAAAGUUGAUGGCCAAGGAAAAUCAGCGGGACAAAAUGAUACAAGAAAUCCAGAUUCACAAAACGCUCUGCCACAAAAAUGUUGUGGGCUUCUACAACUUUUUUGAAGACAGUCACAAUAUUUAUAUAGUUCUAGAAUUGUGUAGGAAGAGGUCCAUGAUGGAGCUUCAUAAACGUCGAAGGGCAUUAACAGAGCCCGAGACCAGGUUCUAUAUGAAACAGAUAUUAACUGGUGUUCACUACCUCCACCAGAAUAGGAUAAUCCACCGUGAUUUGAAAUUGGGUAAUUUGUUCUUGAAUGACGAUUUGAUAGUAAAAAUAGGUGAUUUUGGGUUGGCGGCUAAAAUCACUUACGAUGGGGAGAGAAAAAAGACUCUUUGCGGUACUCCAAACUAUAUAGCGCCGGAGAUACUCAGCAAGAAGGGACACUCGUUCGAAGUAGAUAUUUGGUCGAUAGGUUGCAUUAUGUAUACUCUGUUAAUAGGAAAACCUCCAUUUGAAACUAGCAGCUUGAAAGAGACAUACGCUAGGAUCAAGAACUGUGAAUACAAGAUAUCUCCAAAAAUAUCAGGAUAUGCUCAGCAGAUGAUUAUGUUGAUGCUCCAGUCUGAACCUAAAUGUCGGCCAAACGUGGAAACAUUGUUGCAUCAUGACUUUAUUGUCAAUGGUUUUUGUCCAACCACCUUGCCUGUGAGUGCCCUCACAAUGGCUCCUAGAUUCGAUAAAAUUGAUACUUCAAUUAGAAAGCCUUUGCUGGAAAUUAAUAACGGUGAUGUUAUGAUGGUUUCACCCCACAAAAAACAUGAUUCCAUUGCUGCAGGAUUAGCAGGUGGUAUAGUCACAUCCUCUUCUGCAACUUUCACAUUCGAUGCUAGAGCCAAUUUCAUGAAACUGAAAUCGAUGUUGGUAAAGGUUUUGAAAUCGAAACCUGCCAGAAACCAAAAAUACCUGGAUGAAAUGUCAGAUCCUGCUGCCCAACCAACAAUCUGGGUCUCCAAGUGGGUGGAUUAUUCCGAUAAAUAUGGAUUCGGUUAUCAGCUGUCUGAUGAAGGAGUCGGAGUCAUGUUCAACGACACCACUAAGCUCAUAAUGUUACCAAACGGCAUUAACGUACACUACGUGGACAAAAACGGCGAUGAGUCUUACAUGACGGUUGACAACUACCCCAAGCAGUACGAUAAGAAAAUGAAGCUCCUCUCGUACUUCAGCAGAUACAUGCGGGAGCACCUUCUCAAGACUGGAGCUGCGGUUGUGAAAGAGAUUGAUUCGAUCUCUCGAACCCCUCAUCUUUACCAGUGGUGUAGGUCUACUUCUGGAGUUUUGAUGCAGUUAAAUAAUGGAACGGUGCAGGUGAGUUUGAAAAUCGAAUGUUUUUUGUCAGUUUCGAGAUUCAGGGAAUCGGUUACCCUCACUAAUCAAUUAAGAAUGGUAGGAACUAGGAAGGGCGAUGUUAAAUAG